This is a messenger RNA of Phaeoacremonium minimum UCRPA7, 2355 nucleotides long. RefSeq names its product putative zinc knuckle domain-containing protein. The transcript has a single exon. Lineage: Eukaryota; Fungi; Ascomycota; Sordariomycetes; Togniniales; Togniniaceae. Gene Ontology annotation, molecular function: zinc ion binding; nucleic acid binding. The coding region runs from base 1 to 2355 and encodes 784 amino acids. The record is from RefSeq and is a predicted model, not a curated record.
AUGGUAGACAACACUGUGGCAGAACAGGAGCCUUCUUUGGCGGACGCCCAGGAAUCGGUCGUGGGUCAAGAUCUUGAUAUCCCGGAUUCAACGUCACAGAAACGGGCGGCUGAAGAUGAUUCAGAGCUGGAGAGUGGCGAGGCGACUGACGACUCAGACCAGGGUCGAACGUCUACCUUCCCUCGUAAAAGGGCAAGGCUAGAAUCGUUAGAUGCCAAGUCUGUUUCUGAUGACGUUGAUGAGGGCGAGAUUAUCGAGUCCAGCUCGAGUAGUGAUGAUGAGCAAGAAAAUGCCGAGUCAGAUAAAGAAGAGGAUGCAGAGGAAGAACCUGCACACGCGAUGUCUGAGCCGCCCAAGGUACCUCAAGGCUGGAACAAGGGUGUCAGUAGUGGGUUGAGGACGUCGUUUGGUGCUUCCUCGGGCUUGGGUUUGCCUAAGCUCAAGCAGACAGGGAAAACAAACCUCUCCUCUAGCUUCCAGGCUGCGAACGCCUCGCCGACACAAACACCAACAGCGGAGUCUGACAAGAGUGUCACAAACCCCUCAAACGACACGCGUGGAAACUCAGAAUCCCCAGCAUAUUCUCCACCGGAAAAUACUGCCGAUAUGGAUAAUUCUGAGCUUCCGACGCAGUCAAAGGCGGAGCGACAAGGGACCAAACCUCUCACGCUCGAAGAUCGCCAGAAAAUAGAGAUCGCCGUUCAAGCUCUCACACUAAAAGAGAUCAAACCGUUUGUUCGCGACAGACAUCCAUGGGCCCUACCAGCUCUCAGUUCUGACUUUCAGGUCGGAGUUGGCCGCUUCCUGAACUGGAGCCUGAAGUUCGAAGAGUGGUGCAGAGAUUUCCUCGCAGCCAACAAGCAGCACCUUCGCAAUUCGCCCGUUAAGGUUGAGCGAUUUGUUUGGGAUGCGUACCAACAUUAUACCGAGCAGCUUCCUACCCUGUCGAAGACCUUUCGCAAGAAUAUCAAGGCCGCUGCUACAGACUACAGGAGCCAGGGCAAACUACGUGGUCUUGUUAUCACAGCUCUAGGUGAUCCUCAGGUAUCGACACAAAAUGCACCAAAACCUGCAACCACUGCGCAAAUUGAGGAAGGCGAGGUUGAAUCGAUUCCUGAGAUCGCACGGCCCGUUGGAUCUCAAGACAUUGAGAUGACGGAAAGCCACCAUGGCCCCCCUCAGCAAGGCCACUCUCUGAUUCACCGCUACUAUCCGGGCAUUGCGGACGAUGCUGAGUUCUGUCUUACCUGCGCUUCACUGGGCCAUCGCGAGGAUGCUUGUCCUGACAAGACCUGCAAAUUCUGUCAAGAAGCACACUUCUUCUAUGAGUGUCCCUCGCGCCGACGCUGUGGGAAAUGUCAGCAACUCGGCCAUACAAAGGCCAGCUGCAAGGAGAAGCUGGCUCUGGCGCCUGGCGAGGAGGGUUUCAUUGAAUGCGCAUUCUGCCAGGGCGCUGACCAUUUCGAGGACAAUUGUCCUGAAAUCUGGCGAAGCUACCACCCGGAUACAGAUAGCAUUCGCAAGGUCAACAAGCUUCCCGUCUUCUGCUACAGCUGUGGCCAAGAGGGCCACUAUGGAGGAGACUGUGGUAUACAGGUUAACAGGUAUGACAACAAUCCGAAAGAGACCUGGACGAAGCGGAGUCUAGAUCUGUACAUUGAUCCCGAGAGCCCUUUCGUCGCGCUCGUCUACGAGAGUCCUCUUCCUGUUGUGACGGCAGCCCCUGACCGACCUAAUAUCCCUGGCCGAAGCAUCGUCCCGCAGACACACAUCUUCUUCGACGAUAGCGACGACGAAGCAGAGAACGCCUUCAUCAAGGCGCCUGUGCAGAGGCAGCAGGGUCCGGGGCAGAUUCGAAUCUCGUCGAACAUAGACUUCAACUCGCAGCCAAACGCACAGGCCUUCAACCCCCCUCGGGGCCCGGCGGACGACCAGAACGCGAUAGUAUUGCGAAACGGGAAGACCAAACGCGGACGGCCGCGCAGGCCAAAGCAGGCAGCCGAUGCGCCAGUAAACCCUCCCCUGCCACCCGGACCACCGCCGCCUGCACCGGUCCCGGGUCAUGCCACGCUUCCACCGCGUCCGGCCGGUCAGCAAAACAACAAUCCGAACCCCAAACGAGGCCGCCCGCGUCGUGACCAGCUGCCUGCAAGGGAUAACAACCAGCAGCAAAUGCAGAGCUUCUUCGGCCCCGGCGGCGGCCGUCAACAGGGACAGGGACAAGGGCAGGGGCAAGGUCAGAGCUACCAAGGCCAGGGCCCGCCACGCGGUGGAGGCGGCAGCAAUCGUGGCCGAGGAGGCUUUAGCAGCGCCUUAGGCGGAGGUCAACGACCCAAGCGCGGCGGCCGGGCAUAG